Sporothrix schenckii 1099-18 is the source of this 2226-nucleotide messenger RNA. RefSeq lists its product as uncharacterized. Bases 1 to 2226 code for a protein of 741 amino acids. NCBI's taxonomy places the organism in Eukaryota, Fungi, Ascomycota, Sordariomycetes, Ophiostomatales, Ophiostomataceae. The record is from RefSeq and is a predicted model, not a curated record. The transcript is spliced from 3 exons.
AUGGCGGCCUCGCCAAGUUCCACUACAGGGACCGCAAAGCUGGCCACACCGUCACAGCCACGGCCCACCAAGGUAGUUCGAAUACUCCCAGCAAACAGGCCGGGAGCUGAUCGCGAAAGCGAGUCCUACGAUGAGACAGCACGGAUCAAGAUGGCAGAACCAGGUCGGGGCUAUCACCAGGCACCCAACAACCAAGGCGGGUGGACAACAUUAAAGGCCGUCCUAUUUCCCUGGGGAUACGCCUUCCCUGACCCUAACCGCAGCGAAAAAUGGCCAUGUUCUGUUGCUGGUUGCGGCAUCAACGCAAAAAAUACAAUAGGCCUUGCAAAGCAUUGGAGAAGCGCACACAAGCGCAUCGCUUUCAGAGACAACGGGGAUGGAACCAUCACAAACAUCGGUUCUUGUGAUGUGUCUAUGGUCGUUGCACAGGCACCAUGCGUAAUUGCGGCAAAUUCUUCGAUGAGAUCGUUCUUCAUUUUAUUCGUUCCUUCCUCUACAUUUCUUCAUUUAAUUCCUUCCUCUAUUGAGUUCUCCUAUACCUCCUCGCCGGACUUUGGUAUCGGUACGACUCUCCACAUAAGCCUACAAGGCACUAAUAUUCUCGGAAAGGGCAACACAAGUUCUAAGCGUCGAAAAGAUGCAGACCAGUCCCAAUCAGCUAGGAAACGAACCCGACGUUCUGAUAAAGACGUUAAUAACCGUGGCAACAUUGAACGUACCAACAACGGUGAAGACGAUGAUGGCAACAAUGGUGGGGCAAACGACAGAAGUACAGACGACGGCGGCGAUGAUGGCGACGAUGACGAAGACGACGAAGACGAAGACGAAGCCGAAGCCGAAGACGAAGACGAAGAUGAAGACGAAUAUGAAGACGACGAUGAAGACGAAGAUGAAGACGAAGAAUCUGGAAGGAGUCAGACGCUCAGACAAAUACUGGACCGUGAACAUGAAGUUCUGUUGAGGCAGGCCAACCCAACAGCCUACUACACUGAGGACAUGUUCGAAACGCUAUUUGCUGAGUUGAGCAAAAAGCACAAGCAACACGCCCACGUGCACCUGGUCCCGGCCUCUAUGUGGCAUUCUCUGAGCAGCAUGGAAUACACCGUUCCGCCGUCUGCCAGGGCCUGCGAUUUCCUUGUAUUUCCCGUAAACCACAGGUCCCACUGGUCCGUCAUUUUUGCGGAUCUCCGGGGGAGGCACCUUCCGUGUCCGGCAGAAGGCCCGGGUGCGCUGCCGUUCCUGAGUGCCGUUCUGGAUCCAUUUGGCCACGAACUCUAUGUCGAGGCACAUAGGGUUGUCAAAUUUCUCAAAAAAUAUGAGUUUGCGCAACCUGCCCCUGGCCAGACCGAAUUGAUUUCCAGACUCGACCUGGCCCAUGACCUGCCACGCACGCCCCACGACGAGAAGGGCCUCUUUGUCCUACGAGGGCUGGCUUGCUUCCUGCACAACCCGGGGGCUUUUUUUGAGAACGCGAUUAAGCGACCUAGCGUAUGGGCAGCAGAAGGCAUACCCACAUCCGAGUCGGCCCACACGUCCCACGACGAGGUUAUGCAAACCCUCGAGGCGAAAAUGCUCGAGUCGGCAGCCGACCAGUACGUGCGGGACUUUAAGAUGUCGACACAGGGCUACUAUAAAGCGCUUCGCCGCCUUGUCGGAAAACGCUUCCUCUGUGACGAUAGGCAUUCCGAGGAGUCCGAAAGCGAGGCGAAUGAGCCCUCGGACGAGGCAAAUAUCGGUACGGAGCGACCGGCUGUUGUCGAACCAGCCAGCACCGAGCCACCCAAUCUCGAACCCAACGGCGGCUUGCCGGGUUCUGCGUCUACUGAGCCUGUCGAGCCUGAACCUGCCGAGACUGACGAGCCACCCGCCACUGAGACCCUUUCUCCAGAACCCGAAGAACGGUCCACCAUCCAUGUGGCUUUUCAACAAGCCCCUAGAAGCCGCAAUGUGUCCCUUGCCCGCUCCAAAAACAUGGUUCUCAGCAGGGAUCCGGAGCCCAUUGCGACAAUCCCUCGUCCUGAACCAACGACACGCCUCCCUCCCUUUACCCAAGCCGCCGAGGCACAAAUGGAGGUCGUCGACAACCGUGAUGACGACGACGAUCUAUACGUGGGCGGAAGGCCGGCGGAAUCGAAACCGACAAUCACGGGCCAACAUGCCUACGAUAGGUUCGAGACGAAUUUCAUCUUCACGCGUCGAGAGACUCCCGGUCCACGAAGCGCAUGA